CCAGUUUGCUCCUGUGCUGUUGUGUAGCUGAGAGCUAGCUUCCGAGUGUUAGCUCUCCAGGUGUAGCUAAUUCUCUAUUUCUUCAGGUUUAGAUUGAAUCUUUAAAUGUAAAAUCUUCGUAGAAAUUGGACAGAAAGGUGUUUUAUUCAUUUACUGACUGAAAUUGCUUCUGGCAGAUGAUCAUCACAUGGAUUUACACAGGAUCAAUGUAUGGAGACAUUGAUAGGUUGGAGCCAAGGAACAAGACCUUCAAAGUAAAAUGUCAGAAACAGCCCUUCAAACAUCCAAGAUGAUGUGCAGAAGCAUAUUAUAAGGAAUGUGACAAAAUGGGAAAGGGAAUGCAGACUUGCCAGUUAUAGCUUGAAUGUGAGCGCGAUGCCCAGGCGGGGGUUGCCGCUCCACGGCCGGGUCCGCUGGCUCUUCCUGGGCCUCGUCUUGCUGCUGGUGCUGCUGUUGUUUGCAUACCUGCUGGAGUGUACUCCUCCAGCAGAUAUCAGCCUGGUCCUGCCCGGCCUAGCAGGGGAGAACUAUGGGAAGGAAUAUUAUCAGGCCCUGCUGCAGGAACAGGAGGAGCGCCACCUAAACCGUGCCGCUAGUCUCAAGCGCCAGAUUGCCCAGCUCAAGCAGGAGCUGCAGGAAAUGAGUGAGAAACUAAAGCUCCUGCAGGACAAGAAGGAGCUCCCCGGUGUGCCGGGCCUGGUCGAGACUAAAGACCAAGAGCCAGGAGAUCUGCUAGAGUAUCUGCACUCUCAGAUUGACAAGGCUGAGGUCAACACAGGGGCGCGCCUCCCCAGUGAGUAUGCCCUGGUGCCCUUUGAGAGUUUCACCUCGUCCAAAGUGUACCAGCUGGAGAUGGGGCUGACGCGACACCCAGAGGAGAAACCUGUCCGCAAAGACCGCAGGGAUGAGCUGGUGGAGGUCAUCGAGGCCGCAUUGGACAUCAUCAACAAUCCUGAUGAGGAGGACGGUGUGGAGGAAGAUGUGCCGAUGCAGAGACAAACCUACACAGAGGGUCACUUUUUUGAAGGACAGUAUAGGACAGAGCGAGACAAAGGGACACUUUAUGAGCUCUUCUUUGCCAAAGAAGAUUCCAGCAGCUUUCGCCAUGUCACGCUCUUCAGGCCUUUUGGUCCCUUAAUGAAAGUCAGAAGCACAUCUGUAGAAACAUCAGGAAUGAUUAUUAACAUCAUUGUGCCGCUGGCGGGGAGAGUAGAGACAUUCUCACAGUUCUUACACAACUUCAGGGAGGUGUGCGUACAGCAGGACAAACGAGUACAUCUCACGGUGGUUUAUUUUGGGCGGGAAGGCCUACAGGAGGUGAAGUCAUCUUUGGAAAAACUGUCAAGGGAGGAGAGCUUCUCUAAUUACACGCUGAUCCCAGUGGACGAGGAGUUUUCACGAGGCCGAGGUCUGGAUAUCGGAGCCCACGCUUGGAAGAAGGGCAACGUCUUAAUGUUUUUUUGUGACGUCGACAUUCAUUUUACUCUGGACUUUCUGAACACUUGUCGCCUCCAUGCCGCUCCAAAUAAAAGAGUCUUCUAUCCAGUGGUGUUCAGUCUGUACAAUCCUGCCAUAGUUUAUGGAAAUUUGGAGCUGGCUCCACCCAUUGAACACCAGCUGAUUCACAAAAAAGAUACUGGAUUCUGGAGAGAUUUUGGCUUUGGGAUGACAUGUCAGUAUCGGUCCGAUUUCCUAAAUAUUGGUGGGUUUGAUCUUGAAGUCAAAGGCUGGGGCGUGGAAGACGUCCACUUGUACAGGAAGUAUCUUCGGAGCGACCUGAUAGUGACUCGAACGCCAGUUUCCAGUCUUUUCCACCUGUGGCAUGAGAAGCAGUGUGCAGAUGAGCUGACGCCGGAGCAGUACCGCAUGUGCAUCCAGUCCAAAGCCAUGAACGAGGCCUCCCACUCUCACCUGGGCAUGCUGGUUUUCCGCGAGGAGAUUGAGACUCACCUACGCAAGCAGGCCUUCAAGACUCAGAGCAAAUCAGACGACUGAGCGAGCCUCUACUUACUCAACGUCAUUCCAACAACUGUGAGGUGCUGCCUUUAUUACACACCACAGGAAAGACUUGUUUACAUGGAUUCUUCUGCAUUUCACCGCACAGCUGUAGACAAAUGAAUGUACAAAAAUGAACGUUGAUCAAUGUGAAGCUUCACGACAUGGUACAGCGAGUCUUAUUGAAGAGCUACAGCAGUAUCAAACAUGAAUUGAUGAUCAAAUUUAUAAUACUCAACCAGCUGAACAUGUAAAACAAGUAAUGUAUCUCUUGGACUUAGGCUGACAUUGUGUUCUCCGCAUUGAAAUCAGUUCAGUGAGCAUGUUUUAUCUGAGGACACAAAGCUUGUCAUUAAGCCAUCUACUCGCUUCAAACACAGCACCUGACAGUUUCUUCACCACGUUCACCUUCUCUGCUGCUGAAUGUGACCAUUUCUGCAUUCCAAAAUUGUAUCAGACCAAGAUCAAAUACAACCAGCUGUCAUUAUAUAGGGUCGCAUUUCACUAGAAAAUAAGCACGUCACAGAAGUGUGAAAGGUAAAGCUGCAGAACUGUUUAUUUACUGGUGACAAAAGGAAAAAUAACAAGUUGCACUUUCUUAAAAUGCAGGUUGGCUCCACAAGAGCAAGUUUUUAUCUGCAAGUGGAGGAUCAAAUCAAUUUACAUUCUUUUAUCUUCUCCAGUAUAUUGGCAGUUGCGUUUGGAGACAUACUGUUCUGUUAAUAUUGUAUUUUUAGGUUGUUUCAGGUUGAUAGUGUGGUUGAAAAAGGGACCUUUUGUGUGUUAUGUCACCAUCGUUUUUAGCUGGUGGCAUCUUGAUUAAAUAGUGACAGAGCCAGGAGCAAAGAUGUGCUUACAGCAUGCAGUGCUUUGAUAUCAGGUCUGUGCGGACCAGUAUUAUUGUUUAAAUGAGAAGGUUAUCAUUUAUGCCCAGUGAGAAUCACUCACAGCACUAUGAUUUCUAAUUGAGCUUGGUCUGAAUGUUACAUCCUCUCUUGUAAAUACAUUUCAAAUAUUUUGUUGUUUCAUACAUGUAAGUUGGAUUCUUCUGUCAUACGUGCCUACAUGCUAAAAGUGAUAUGAAGUGUUGAAGAGAUCGUUUUGAAGAUGUUUCAUCAGCUUUAGUCCUGAGAGUUUCAUUGUCUCAUAAUGAGAGGAUGUCGCAGAGGUCAGAGGCGUAAUGUUAGUGAGCACAGCUGUUCAAAUCUGUAGAGCAGAGCAAGAAGUGCUUUAUUUUUCUCACAAUCAAAGCAGGUUAUUCUUGCAUCUCAUAUUGUACAGUUUUUUUUUUUUAAUUUUUAAUUAAUGUUUUUGCAAAUAUUACAGCUUUUUUAGUGGAUAGUCUUGAAGUCUCCUCAUCCUGUAGGAGAAAUGUUACACGUCUUCCUGUCAGCAGUACAUAACACUUCAAAUAGAAAGCACCUGUGCAAGGAAAUGAUUUAUUUGGAAUUUUUGAUCAUGAAAUAAAAACUUACAGAAGGCUGCAUUAA
Scatophagus argus is the source of this 3485-nucleotide messenger RNA. RefSeq names its product chondroitin sulfate N-acetylgalactosaminyltransferase 2 (gene csgalnact2). The record is from RefSeq and is a predicted model, not a curated record. Gene Ontology annotation, cellular component: Golgi cisterna membrane. Gene Ontology annotation, molecular function: glucuronosyl-N-acetylgalactosaminyl-proteoglycan 4-beta-N-acetylgalactosaminyltransferase activity. The transcript is spliced from 8 exons. Lineage: Eukaryota; Metazoa; Chordata; Actinopteri; Scatophagidae. The coding region runs from base 376 to 1995 and encodes 539 amino acids.